GUAGAAGUGACGCCAAACCCUUGCUAACGUUAGCUCAUUGAAACCGUUUCUAACGUGUACUGAUGUGUGGAAGUUUUUACAGACGGUUGUUCUGUCUUAUCUCUGAUUAAUAUUUUAUCACUUCAAGAUGAAUUCAGUCCAGAAUCUGAGAGAGUUGAUCAACGAGCGACUAACUGCUGCUGCUGAAGAAAUAUUCACAGAGUUUGAGAAAACCAUCGUCCAGUACGAGGAGGAGAUCGAUCGUCAGCGCAGACUGCUGGAUAACAUCUGGAAACCUGAGAUAAAAUUACACACAACAGACCUUCUGCAGCAACAUGUCCAGGAGCAGAAUGUUCUUCCUGAGCAGAAUCUCUGCAACCACGAGAGGAACUCCAGUGUGGACCAGGGUGAUCCAGAUUCUUCACAGAUGAAAGAGGAACAGGAGGAACUGUGCACCAGUGGGGAGGGAGAGCAUCUUGCACUGAUGCAAGAGGCUAACACACUGGUUCAGUGUAAAUCCAACUGUGGAGAAAUAUCCAGAGAAAUAUUUCUUGUGUCUGAUAAACCAGUCAGCAAGUUGGAUGAAGAGAUUGAUUAUCAGCCCAGGCUGCUGGAUCCCUUCUGGAAACCACGAAUAAGAUUACACAGAAUUGAUCACCCACAUCAAGAUAUCUGGAAAGAGGGGAAUGGUCUUGCUCAUCAGCAGCUCCAUAACCAGGAGAAUAAAUUUAAUCUGAAUCAGGAGGACCCAACGCCUCCACAGAUUAAAGAGGAAGAGGAGAAAUUCAACACUUGUCUGCACCAGAACGACCCAGAGACUCCACAGAUUAAAGAGGAACCGGAGGAACUCUGUACCAGUCAGCAGAAAGAGCAGAUUGUACUGAAUCAAGCUACUGAUACCUUUCUAUUGACUUCAGCUGAUAAGGACGGUGAUCACAGUGAACUAGAACCAAACAGGGAUCAGCUCCUCUCUUACAAUUCACCAGUAGCUGAGAGCCCACAUCAGGAGGGAAGUAAGCAUGUAGACUCAGGGUCAACUAGAAAUGCAGUGCUGAAGCCAAAGAAGAGUCAUAACAGAGAGAGCAGUCACAGUAACAAUGUAGACAAGUCUUCAUUGUCAGGAAGUCACUGUGAUACAGACACAGGUAGAAAGUCUUUCAAAUGUGAUGUUUGUGGAAAGACCUUUAAGAAUAAGUACCAAAUGAAGAAACAUCACCAAAUCCACAACAGUGCAAAACCAAGUGCUUACAAUGCAUGCAGAAAAAAAAUGUAAUUUAGGGUCUGACCUGAAAGUCCAUAUGAUAAUUGACAAAGGUGAGAAACGUUUUUUUUGUGAAACCUGUGGGAAGCGUUUCAGUUGAAAUUGUUAUCUGACUGUCCACAUGAGAACUCACACAGGUAAGAGGCCGUAUUCUUGUGAGAUGUGGCAAAAGUUUCUGUCAGAAUGCAAACUUGUUGUCUCACUUGACAACUCACAAAAGUGAGAAGGCAUAUUGUUGUGAAAGAUGUGGGAAAAAAUUCAGAAGAUGUCGUAGUCUAUAUGUCCACAUGAAAAAUCACACAGGUGAAAAGUAAAAGUAUUGAAGUAAAAGUUCAGUCCCUGGAUGUUUUAGCUGCUGCAGGUGGAGCUAGUUUGAACUACUUUAUAUCCAGUUUUUUACACAAUGACAGAGAGAGUGAGAGAGGAAAGAAGAAAAACAAAGUUCUGAUGCACAAUUUUUCUCAGAUUUUUGGAUGAGAUGUUCACCGUUCAGAGGUGAAAAAUCCCAAUUUUAUGAAGCUGUUAACAACUUAUAGAUGUCUGAAAAGUUGGUGCGACUACACAAUGCUUUUUGUAGGAUGCAAAAAGGAUUUCUGUUAGAGCUGAGUGGAAAGGGAUAUGAUGUUGCUCUGAUGUACUGACAAUGAGUUUACACAUGAAUGUAAUUUCGUAUUUCUCAUGUUAAGUUCAUGUGUAUGUAAAUUGGUUGCAAUCCAGUUCAACUUCAGUCUGUAUUUCUGUGGUGGUUCUUUGUAAAAAAUAAAAAAAAAACAAGAAAAGAAUUUAAACCAGUUUCUAAUUCAGUUCAAUCUGGAAGUAAUAGCUUCAGCUGUUUAUAAGACAGUUUAUUUUGAAAGUUCUACUCAUAGAGACUUCACUUAGUUUCAGAACAAUUUGUUCAGAUCAGAUUACUUUGAUAUAACACACCUGAAGUUUUGCUGUGUGAGUGCUGUACUGAGAUGAAUCUUAAUCUGUACCUGUUGUGGACCUGAACAGAAUCAGAGUAUUCAAUUCCUUCCAUUAAUUUUUGUUGGUAACUUCAGUCUUGUUGGCUGAUAAAAUGUUGAUGAUACAUGGCUUUGUGUGACAAAUUUUAAUGCCAAUAUAAAAUGUCUUCUUUUGCCCGUAUUCUGUAUUUGGUUUAUCUUUCUAUUUUUAAAUCUAACAAUAAACUGUUUGAAACAAG
This is a messenger RNA of Amphiprion ocellaris (clown anemonefish), 2426 nucleotides long. RefSeq names its product zinc finger protein 260-like. The record is from RefSeq and is a predicted model, not a curated record. The transcript is spliced from 3 exons. Lineage: Eukaryota; Metazoa; Chordata; Actinopteri; Pomacentridae. Bases 128 to 1252 code for a protein of 374 amino acids.